Molecule: messenger RNA, 2432 nt
Organism: Phialemonium atrogriseum
Lineage: Eukaryota; Fungi; Ascomycota; Sordariomycetes; Cephalothecales; Cephalothecaceae
Product: Dynamin-like protein 4C
Exons: 2
Coding region: 151-2355 (734 amino acids)
Cellular component (GO): membrane; cytoplasm; microtubule
Molecular function (GO): GTPase activity; GTP binding; microtubule binding
Source: RefSeq, a predicted model, not a curated record
CUUCUAUGCAUUUAUUAUAUCUCGGGGGAGAUCCUCAGGGUCCUCCAGUGAUGGUUCCAUUUGCUUUUGACCUUGGAUAAUUGCAUCUGAAGAAAUCUGCCGAGCCGUUUGUUUCUAUCCAUCUACAUACUCCGGAAGGAACCAGCAAAGAUGGUUGUCGUGGGGCUUGACACGUCUGCACUCCAGGAGAUCCAGAACAGGCAGAAGGAGCUGCUCGACAUCAUAGACAGCCUGCGAGAUCAGGAUAUCGGCAGGUAUGUCGAACUCCCCCAGAUCAUCGUCGUCGGCGAUCAAUCCUCUGGCAAGAGCUCUGUGCUCGAGGCCAUCUCGCGGGUUCGGUUCCCGUCCAAGAGUGGCCUCUGCACCCGCUUCGCUACCGAGCUCGUCCUUCGGACAUCCAGGGAGCCGUCCAUACAAGUGACGAUAAAGCCCCGACCCGAGGAGCCUGACGACGUCAAGAAGAAGCUCGAAGAGUUCAACAACACUCAGUUUGAGAAGGCCGAUUUGGAGGACAUCAUCAAACAAGCCAGCGGGCACAUGGGUCUUGAUGAUAACGGAGGCUGGCAUCGGUUUUCCAAGCGCAUUCUCCGGGUCAAGGUGUCCGGUCCCGAUGUCCCCCAGCUGACACUUGUGGACCUCCCCGGCUUCUACCACUCCGGGGACAAGGACCAGCCACUGUCGGGUCGCCACGUCGUCAACGGGCUUGUCAAGGAGUACAUGGAGCAAAAGAGCAGCAUCAUCCUCGCCGUCGUGUCUGCGAAUAACCUCCCCAUUAUGCAGCAGGUCAUCGAAGAGAUCGACGGCCACGACAAGGACCGGCAGCGCACUCUCGGCAUCAUAACAAAGCCGGACAAGCUGGACAAGGGCAGCGAGGACGAGGCCGUCUAUCUGCAGCUCCUGAAAAACACCCGGGACUCGUCGCAUUACCUCACGCACGGUUGGCAUGUCCUCCGAAACCGUGCCGAACACGAGGCCCGCGGCUUUAGUUCCAGAGACAAGACCGAGAGCGAGCUGUUCCAGUCAGCCCCAUGGGCCUCGGUCCCCACCAGGAACAAAGGUAUCGCCAGUCUGCGCGACAAGCUGAGCCGCAUGCUCCUCAAGCACAUCGAACGCAGCCUCCCACGCGUCAGGAAGCACAUCGAGCAGAACAUCAAGGACCGGGAACGAAUUCUGGGUGCGCUAGGAGAGGAGCGCUGCAACGAGAGCGACUGGCGAGGGUACCUGGAGAAGAUGGCGCGCAAGUUUACGGGGCUCGCCGAGCAGGCCGUCGAGGGCAGCUACACGGACGACGAAUUCUUCGGCGACAUCUGCCCCGGGACCGAGCCUGAGGGGGACCGGGGCCAGAAGAACCUGCGAGCCCAUGUGCGCCGCCUCAACCGGACGUUCGUUGCCGUCAUGCACAAAAAGGGGGCCAAUCGCGUUAUCCAGUGGCGAGACAAGGCCGACGAGGAGCCAUGGGUCUCUGUGAGCGUUCCCCCAGAGUUGGAAAAGCUCGCGGCACGAUACGAUGUCAACGAUCCAGUGCCGAUUACCCAGGAUGAGCUGGAACAGGAUAUCCGGAAAUGGGCGGCCGUGUUCCUUGGCCGCGAGUUCCCGGGAUCGUACAACACCAAGUUGGCACUGAAGCUCUUUGAAAGCCAGGCCAAGCCCUGGGAAAGUAUCGGAACCCGCCACAUAGACCUGGUCAUGGAGGCGGCCGAGUCUUUUGCAAAUGCAGCGCUGUCCCAUGUCAUGGGAGACGACGAGAAAGGUCGGAAUAGAAUUGUCGCAGCUUUCGUCACUCCGUUCUUCCAGGAGAAGAAGCGCGAUCUCGAGAGCAAAUUGCAAGAGUUGCUACCACGGUACAAUAAAACGGGAUUCUCGUUGGCUCUGGAAGAUGCCUUCGAGCAGCGAAUAACCGAGCGAGCGAUGCGACUAGUCGACAGGCAAGUCGAAACAAUGCUGGACGAUGCCGCUGUCAAGGUCCCGGAGCCAGCUAUGAGGGCUCUGAAGAACCCUGAGUUUGCCCAAGUGGCCAUGAAUCAGCGUUACAGCAGCAUCCAGCAGUUUGGAAUCGAGCGCGUUGUUGAUUACAUGGUGGAGUACUACGGGAUGUUGAUGCGGAGUUUCACAGAGAACAUGGUCAUCUUGGCGGUCGAGAACCAGCUCAUGUGCGAGAUGCCCCGAAUCUUCACGACGGCUAAGAUUGUGCGGUUGGAUAAGGACAUGCUGGAAAAGUUGGCGGGGGAGUCCGAUGAUGUGCGGUCUACUCGGCAAGAGAUAAAGGCGGAGCUAGCUUCGCUGAAGACUGGUCUCGAAUUGUGCAGCAAGUGGCGGCAGCCAGACUUGAAGGGCAUCGGGAAGUCUCAGCCGUAAUCGGUAGCAUGUUGCAUCGAUAGGAUCGCCAUGUGAUAGCCUGUAAUUCCAAUGUGAAGCUCAUUUCUUAUCGGAAA